Messenger RNA from Exophiala bonariae, 2226 nucleotides. RefSeq lists its product as uncharacterized. The transcript is spliced from 2 exons. Lineage: Eukaryota; Fungi; Ascomycota; Eurotiomycetes; Chaetothyriales; Herpotrichiellaceae. The coding region runs from base 1 to 2226 and encodes 741 amino acids. The record is from RefSeq and is a predicted model, not a curated record.
AUGGGUCGCUUCCCAUGGAGUCAUGGUCACUCGAAACAAAGUAGUGACAAGCUGCACAACAUCACCCAGGAGUGGUUUUCGAAAGAUGGGUCGGAACCUUCAAGGCAGGCUUUGAACGAACUGAUGAAAGAUCCUUCAAGUUUCGAAUCCUCUACGAGCGACGGAUCGCCAAAAUAUCGCGGACGAUCAAGGACUAACACGGUGACAUCGUCCUUCUCUCUUUACGCGCGAUCGCUGUCCGAUGCCUCCAACGAAUUACCUUCUAGGCCUUCUUCACAACAGAGUUUCGCUGAUGUUGUCCUUCCUCUUGCCGACCGACAGGAAAUUACUACGAAAAGUCUUUUAUCAAGAGGUACCCGCAUGCUGAAGCGACAAGGAAGCAAGCUCAGCCUCUUACCGUCUCCGUCUCAGGACUCCUUCAGUGGAUCUGAUACUCGGUCUCAGGAACUACCAUCCACCUUUAGACUCCAGCGACAAUCCACAAUCAACUCAAAGCGGCCUGUGCUCAAGAAGAGUAUAUCAACACCAUUUGCUUUCCAGCAUUUGACUCAUGCAGACCAGGGCCAGUUCCAAAGCCUCGAUGGCCUCACGAGGACUCAAUUGGUUUCCGACUUUGAUUCUGUUCGAGCAGAGCAACAGGCAGAAGAGACAGUGCGAGGAAUACCAGUGACUGACAUCCAACAAGUUCAAUCGGUUGUCGAAAUAGAUGCCGUUGAGCCGACGUCUCCUACAACAGACGCUAUUCCGUUACUACCAACCACACCUCCUCGGCCGCAACCACCCCCGAAAGAUGGUUUGAAAUCGCCAUACAGUCCUUCAGAUUUCCGUAUGUCUCGUUCCAUGGAGAAUUUCUCUCGCCCAACCAGGCUAUCGGUGACUGCUAGCGAUGUGAGUCCUCCAUUCCGGUCAGACGCCAGGCUUUCAUCAUUGGGCCCCAAUACUCGUACCAGUGUUUUUGGGAAGCCUCUGCCGCUACUUCCGGAUGUGGUACAUGCAGUUUCGACCGGAGAUGAUAUCGCGUUGCCUCUCCCUACUGCUCCUCUUCCUUCACCACCCAAUGUGUUGGCAGGUGUGCCUGAAGAAGAGGAGCGGGCUGCAGAUGCUGUCUCUUCGUCGCCCAUCUUGCCAAAUCCUUUGCGCACCUCUACAGGAUCUGGAGGACAAUCACGUUCUCUAAAAAAUAAAAGGCGGAGCCAGUCAUCUGGAGAACUUCAAUUUGAUGCUGCCUUCAACAACGUGAUGUUAAUGAUGAAAGAGCAGAAACGACCUACCACCGCUCUGACACCUGACCCAAGUGUCACAAUUACGAAGAAGCGUAUCUCCAUCGGAGUGAAACCGAUUGAAAUUGAGGAUUGGGAAGACGCUAUUGACUAUUCAUGGGAUCAUGCCACUGACCUUGAAGAAGUAGCUCAACAACAUUCAAGUGACUCUGCUGUGAUUACAGAAUCCAAGCCCUCCACCGGCCUCAAUGAGAAGUAUUUGAUUAUUGAGCAAGCAAAUAUGGAAGAAGCAUCUUCAUCUGCCUCCACUCCACUUAUGAUGCAAGCAUACCCGACGGUUGGCCGGCAUUUCAUUGAUACAAAGUUAGCCUCUGCAUCGUCCAAGAGUGACGAUGAGCCUUCGUCGCCACUUCUUGGCCUUGGAAUCGCUUCGUUGCCCCAUGUCCCAACCGUCUCGUUGGCUGCCAACAACUUUGUCAGUCCGACAGUCGACCCUAACCAUUUCGAUCCUUGUAUUUCCUUUUCUUCUACGCUAUCUCGAACUCCCAAUUCUACGAUGAGCAAGUCAAGUUCACAGGAGAGCAUUAUUCUCUCUAUCGCUUCUUCGAUGAUGGGAACUCAAAGGUCUUCAAAUUCAAGCACAAGCUUGUCUGAUUUUGCGCAUCUCGCCAAUUUUGGAGAUUCUAUGGAGAAACUCGAUAUUCGAGGGUCAACUUCCUCGAUAGACACACGCAACAGAGAUGGUAGUCAAGAUACCAUUCGUGAAGGGUCUCAACCAUCACCUACAACAAGCACAAUGCCCAACGAUAUUUUUGCCACAACAGCAAAGAGACACGACAGGGUUGCUUCAGCUUCUCAAAUUACUAUACCAGAGAGGAAGUCCUCAAUUCCCGGCACCGAGGGAAGUAAGACACCUGGCCGCAGAAGGGCAAACACUGCAAACUCUCGCCCGAGGCGCAACACUCGAGUGUCUUACUCUUUGUUUCCUGCCGCCAGCCCGAACUGA